GGAAAUACUUCUGCAAGAAUUUGCUAAGGGAAUAGAUGCACUUGGCUUAGCAACUUUGGAAACUUUGACAUCUGCUGCUGCUGCAAGGUUGCCUUUUACCAUUGGAUAUUCAUCAUCCUUCAUGGAUAAUGAGGACAUUGCCAACUUGAGAACUCUAAAUCGCCUUCUUCUGCUGCUAUCCAGACUUCAGAAGAAUGAGAAUCCAAAUUCAGAAGUAAACUAUGCAAAUUCUGGAGAGAACAAAAAUGCUUCUGUGGAGGAGCUAUCUCUCGUUCUAUAUCAAAUGACAUCUGCACAGGAUAUUUUACCAAUUCUUUCUGUCAUUCCUGAGCUUCCUUCAGAGUCGCAACAACAACUGGUUCGUCUACCAGCAGAUUUAGCUGGGAGGCUGUUGUCUCGUGUGGUAGCAAGAUCUAUCAGACGGAUUUUUGUAUAAGUUGCUUCCAAGGCUCAUUAUUUGGCUCGCCUCCAGAAAGGGAUUAAAGGGACUCAAAGUGAUGCUUCGACUUGUUUAUUGGAUCCAUGGUUUUGUUUUCUUUGGUAAUCCCAACCACUGCAAGGUAAAAGGUGAUAUCUUUCCCUCUGAAAAUUAUGUACUUUAAACAGAGUUGAUGUGUAUACAUGUAUAUAUAGAAUUCAGUGCAUGCCUUGAUUGCUUCUAGCAAUAUCUUCUUCAGUCAUUAAUUGAUUCAAGAGGAUCGAGAUCACUGUAUCUUGUUUAGCUUGAAUUGUGAUUCGAACGGUAGAGGGUAGAUAAAUGUGUGUGACUUGCAUUUGAACAACUAGACUGAUGCAAGUAGCCAACAAUAAGGAUUCCUGGCAAUCCAUGCAUCUGUAAUAAUCAAGAGAAAUGCUGUUCAUUAGAUCCUAAUGGAUAAUAUUGUCUUUGAUCGUUA
This is a messenger RNA of Musa acuminata AAA Group (dessert banana), 896 nucleotides long. RefSeq lists its product as uncharacterized. The transcript is spliced from 5 exons. The record is from RefSeq and is a predicted model, not a curated record. NCBI's taxonomy places the organism in Eukaryota, Viridiplantae, Streptophyta, Magnoliopsida, Zingiberales, Musaceae. The coding region runs from base 122 to 436 and encodes 104 amino acids.